Molecule: messenger RNA, 7002 nt
Organism: Metarhizium album ARSEF 1941
Lineage: Eukaryota; Fungi; Ascomycota; Sordariomycetes; Hypocreales; Clavicipitaceae
Product: Amino acid adenylation
Exons: 2
Coding region: 1-7002 (2333 amino acids)
Biological process (GO): secondary metabolite biosynthetic process; amino acid activation for nonribosomal peptide biosynthetic process
Cellular component (GO): cytoplasm
Molecular function (GO): catalytic activity; phosphopantetheine binding
Source: RefSeq, a predicted model, not a curated record
AUGCCUGUAGGACCCGUCUCUCACCAUCUUCUGUUGCAUGAAAUUUUAGAGGAGCAGGCACGGCGGACGCCCGAAAAUGUCGCCAUUGAGUUUCACCCAGACCUGACUGUGACAUAUCACGAGUUGAACAGCCAAGCAAACCGGUUGGCGCGACAUCUUGAGAAAUGCAAAGCACAGAACAGGGAGGUGGUGGCGGUAUGUUUCGACAAGAGCCCACUGCUGGUAGUCGCCAUUAUUGCCAUUCUGAAGGCGGGCAUGGCGUGGGUGCCAGUUCCAAUGGAUGCUCCCCCAGCCAGGAUCUCAAGCAUCCUCGGCGCUUGCGAUGCAGGAUUUGCCCUGUGUUCGGCAUCAGCAAGACGGAUCGUGCAAGACUUGACAUGCUUGAUUGUGCUCGAUGACCUCCUCAACGACCCCGACUUUCUGGCAUAUCCAAUUACAAAUCUCGCAGGCCACCGAAAGCCCUCUGACCUUUGUCAUAUUCUGUUCACGUCCGGAUCGACCGGGUUGCCAAAGGGCGUAGCGUUAGAACACCGAGCCGUGAUGCACUGUGUUUGGGCAAUGGUCCAAGAGUUCGGUCUCACGGCGGAGACUCGGACCCUUCAAUUUUCAGCAGCGACAUUCGACGCCUUCUCCCUCGACGUAUUCAUGAGCAUUGCUUGCGGUGGCUGCCUGGUGAUGGCGUCGCCGUCCACCAUGGUAGCAGACAUGACGGCGUUUGUGCGAAAUUCUAGAGUCACAUAUGCACAUCUCACACCAACUAUCCUGGACAUGAUUGAUCCUCUGCGCGUUCCCGACUUUCAAACCGUUUCAAGCACCGGAGAGGCAUUGUCCGAGAGCCUUGCAAACAAAUGGAGGAGAAGAGUGCGUCUGUUCAAUUCCUAUGGCCCAACAGAGACGAUUGUGUGCACCAUUCAAUACCUCGGAGGAAAUGAAGUUGAUGCCUCUUGUAUUGGGAAGGCAGUCCCGGGACUCGAUGUUUGUCUUCUCGCCCCCGGAGAGCUAGACGAGGUCGCCGCAGGCAAGGUUGGCGAGAUAUGCGUAGCUGGCCCUCACCUCUUUCGAGGUUACGUCUCUGCGGAGAAGCUGCCGGAGCCUGAGAUGAAAAGGAGGGAGUGCUUACGAAAUGGAGUUCGAUACUACCGCACCGGGGAUAUGGCGAGGAUGGAAGCGUGCCCAGGUGGAGGGGGACACACCUUGCGAUACCUUGGUCGCCGUGAUGGCCAGGUCAAAGUCCAUGGAGCUCGAACCGAUCUAGGUGACGUGGAACAGUCCAUUUUGGCGUGCGAAGCCGUAAGGAACUGCGUCGUCAUCCUUCCGCGCUCGGGGCCUUCGCAAGGGCGACUGUGCUGUAUUGUCACGCUGCGUGCUUCUCCAACUGCAGGGACCAACGGGGGAUCACACAAGGCUCAAUUUAUGGGAGACUCGGUGGAACUGCUGAGUCCCUGCCGAGAUGUUCUGUCGGCUCUCGAAAGAGGCAGAGACGUUGCUGCCGCCAGGCUGCCGACACAUGCACUUCCUACUUCUUGGUGGGCUGUGAAGGAGUUUCCACUCACUUCGAGCGGAAAAGUUGAUCGGGUGAGGCUCCGAUCGCUUGUUGAGAGGAUGGAGAAAGGUUUUUACAUUCAGCACAUACGUGAUUUUGCUGGCAGAGCGCAGAUCCAGACCAGCCCAUCCAGUAUUGUCGAACAACAGCUCCAGUCUCUCUGGGCAGACGUGCUUGGUCGUCCAUUAUCCAACAUUGACACGACGGUCUCUUUUAUACAACUUAGGGCGGAUUCCCUGGACGUGAUUCGGUUCAUUGCCAAAGCCCGGACUAGAGGAAUAGAAAUGGAUAUUCCACAGGUCUACACUGCCAAGACUAUCCGACAGCUUGCUCGUACCCAGCAGCCUCCCUUGGAACAUCGCGCUUCGGCACAAAACCUAGCGUAUCGACCGUUCAGCGCAGUUCCGAUGGAUCGACCACUGGGACAGGUUAUGAAAAAUGCAGCAACCGUUUGCCAUGUCGGCGUGGAAGAAAUCGAAGAUAUCUUUCGGACGACUCCGUACCAGGCCGGCCUGAUGACUUUGGACUUGAGAUCGCCAGGGUCUUAUGUCUGCGCAUUUAGCUGGACACUGCUCAAGGGUAUUGACAUUGAGCGGUUCCGAAGUACCUGGAAAGUAUUGCUUGCUCAUGAGGCGGUACUCCGCAGUCGUUUGAUGUGGGAUGAAAGUCGAGACGACCUUUGGCAGGUUGUUGUUCGCCGUAGGGAGGUCGACUGGUCGGAGGAAUAUUUCGAGGCUCCCAUGUCGAUUGGGACUGAUCUUUGCCGCGGAUUCAUAAAGUGGCACGAUGAACUGGAAGGGUGGAAGUUUUCCCUCAAGAUACACCAUAGCAUCCUCGAUGGCUGGUCCUUGCGGCUGAUACUCAACCGCCUCCGAUCCAUGUACUUUGGAGAGGAAGUUCAGUCUCCACAAAGCCUUUCGUUUGCUGAAUUCAUGUACCAUCGCAUCGACGAAGAAAACUGCAAGCAAAGCGCUUGUGCGGCAUUUUGGAGCAAGUACUUGGAGAGUUCCACGCAGUUGGACUUUCCCCCGUUGCCGUCGGAAUCUCACGAGGUUCAUGCCACGGAGCACCAGUCAAUACAAAUUACAGCAUCGCUCCAGCAAACAGGAGCAUCAUUUGGAGUAACUCAGGCAACGCUGCUCUACGCUGCUGCGGCAUUAUUGUUAGCCGUCAAUGCCGACAGUCAAGAUGUCACAUUCGGUCUCAUUCUUGCAGGACGAGAGUCUCCGCUGGAUGGAGUUUUUGACAUGAUCGGUCCGGCAUUCGCUAUUUUUCCCUUCCGGACCAGAGUCAACCGUCGUAUGACGAUGAAGUCGUUUUUGCAACGCAUCCAAGACGACGUGACGAACAUCAUGCCGCAUCAGCACUACGGCUUGCAGGCAAUACGACAAUGCGGCGAGGGAGCCUCAAGGGCAUGUGACUUUCGAAGUCUUGUCAUAGUCCAACCUGAAGAUGAAGACCUCGGCGGACAAGGGUUAUGGGAAGAGGUCCAUGGCCAGACCACUGGACGGGCAGAUAGCAUCCCUUUAACCAUUGAAUUUGUUCCGGACGACGCUAAGAUUCUAGUCAACUGCCACUUUGAUCCUGCGUUUCUGUCUGGUCAAGAUGCGGGUAUGUUGCUGGGUCAGCUUGGUCAUGUCCUGAAGAGUCUCGGGAGCUCAGCCUUUCGCACUGAUCUUCUGGUAUCGCAGGUGAAGCUUGAGGGCCAGGAUGAGCAGUCUCUAUUUUCAGACUGGGUCAAACGCCAUGGAGCCCCCGUAGAGUCGUGCUUGCAUGAGCUCUUCCAGGACAACGUGGAGCGGUAUGCUGAUAGCACCGCAGUCGACGAUCAAGGUACACGGCAACAAAUCACAUACCGGGAGCUGGAUGCCUGCUCGAGCAGGCUGUGCAACCAUCUUCAGUUACACCAUCAAAUUGCCCCAGAGACCAUGAUUCCCGUGGUAUUGACCAAAUCAUCACUGGCAGUCAUUACAAUUCUCGCUGUGCUAAAGGCAGGCGGUGCUUAUGUUGCCAUCGAUCCAAGCUGGCCCAUUGGGCGAGUCCGACACAUUUUACAGGAGACGAGAGCAUCUGUCCUGCUACUGUGCUCUCCCGAUGUCAGUAGAAAGUAUCACGAGGGUACGGGUACGGGUACCACCGUCGUGAUGGAUCUCUCCGACUAUAGCUGGAACAAGGAACCACUGCGAGACGGAGAGGAUGGGGAGGAUGGGGAGGCGGACGGACGAAAACACCGAAUAGUGAGAGCUGCCUCGAGCACUAAUCUGGCUUGCGUUCUCUAUACGUCUGGCAGCACUGGUCUACCGAAGGGAGUCAUGCUUGAGCACGGCGCCCUGUGUACCAGCAUUGCUCACCUCAAACGGGUAUUCGAAAUGAAGCCUGGUACACGUCACUUGCAGUUCUCUUCAUUUGUGUUCGAUCUCAGCGUGGCGGACAUCUUUGUCACUUUAUUUGCUGGAGGAUGCGUUUGCAUUCCGACGGAGGAAAAUCGCCUCAACCGCCUCUCGUCAACGAUGAGAGAAAUGGCAAUCGAAUCGGCCAUUUUGACUCCUUCGCUUGCGGACCUGAUCUCCCCCGAGGACGCCGGGCCUCUGCAUACGCUCAUGACUGCUGGCGAGAUGAUGAGGUCUUCCUUGAUUAGGAAGUGGUCGCAAAAAAUACGCCUGCUCAACGCCUAUGGGUUGGUAGAAACGUCAAUAGUGACCUCGGUCUCCGAGCCACUCUCCUCCGAUGCCAGCCCUGCCAAUAUUGGACGGAAUGUCAGCGCGUGGCACUGGAUCGUACGACAAGACUCGACUGGCGCACUAUAUUCGGUUCCCAGGGGCUGCAUUGGAGAAAUCGCUGUUGCGGGCCAUACCUUGGCCCGCGGCUAUGUGAAUAACUCUAGCCUGACCGAGAAACGCUUUGUCGAGGCGCCCGAUUUAGCAGCCGGCCUGACUACACCUCGAAUCUACCUUACUGGUGAUAUUGGCAGGUAUACGGCGGACGGAAACAUUUGCCUCGUGGGACGCAAUGAUCAUAUGGUAAAGGUGAACGGAAUCCGUGUCGAGCCUGGCGAGUCGCAGAAGCAGCUUCAGCAACAGGGAGGCCUUUUCGCUUCUUGCGUGGUUCAGUGGCUGCAGGAUGAACAAUCAAAUGCAAGACUCGCAGCAUUUGUGGAAGUCGGCCCUUGCAGUUCCGGCCAUGUAUCUGGUUCAAACGUCAUCGCCGUUGAAGAAUUUACACCGGCAUUCCAGGAGAGUUGUCGUCGUGCUCAGCUUUGUCUGCAGGACCUGCUUCUUGUGCAAUACAUCCCCACGCUGUUUGUACCGAUUAGACAGAUGCCAUACACAACAUCAGGCAAGGUGGAUAUGAAACUGCUCAAGGAUGAGGUGCAAAAAAUCCCGAGCAUGGUAGGAGUCUUUGGUGUGAAUAAGGGCGUGAAGCAGCCUCGUGGAGAGCCCCCCGUCACUCCGUCAGAAAUUGCGCUCGAAUCAUCAUUUCGCCAGAUCUUUGCGAGUGAACAGCAGUAUCAUACAAAUGCGGACUUCUUCACGCAAGGGGGAGAUUCGUUUUCCGCUGUGAAGUUGGUAAGCGCAGCGAGAAAGCACGGCUGGGAAAUCUCCGUUGAACAAGUCUAUCGUCAUCCGCGUCUUAAAGACCUCGCUGCAGUAGCUUCUCCUGCACAGAAAUGCAUCAAGCCGUUGCGGGCCUUCUCCAUGGUCGACGAAACUGAUCUCGACUACAACAUCUCUCUCGCUGCUGAGAAGUGUGGCGUCAGAAAGACCCAGGUUUUAGAUCUCUAUCCGUGCACCGCAAUGCAAGAAGCGCUCAUGAUUUCGUCAGCAAAGUCAUCAGGCGGGUUUUUCAACCAAGAGGUCUUUCAACUCGCUGAUGGGACUACGGCGUCAACUCUGGGGACUGCUCUGCAAUCCGUCUGGGCCAGGCAUGCCAUUUUACGGACACGUAUCAUACUGGACAACGAAUAUCGCAGUUUUCAGGUGAUUGUUGAUGAGAAACUCGAGAUUGCCGUGCUUACGAAACAAACUGUCCAAGAAUAUCUACAACAGGAUUCUGCCCUCGUCCCAGGAUAUGGAGACAGGUUAUGUCGGUGUGCUAUAUUAAAAUGCACCUUGGGCAGCUACCUGGUCAUUUCACAUCAUCAUGUCGUUUACGACGCUUGGUCCAAGAAUUUAGUGUUUGCAGACAUCGAGCAAGAAUACUUUGCGACAAGCGUUUCGACAGAGACGCGACCAACCUUCUCUUCGUUUGUACAAUAUGUCACGGAGCUUCGCAAAGCACCUCAAGCAGAGAAUUACUGGAAACAAAGUCUAAAAGGUGUCUCUGUGACAGCCCUACCACAGAUCAAGAUGGCAACACAUUUUCAGGCGAAUCAGAAAUAUUCCAUGGAAGUUCCGCUGCCUAUUGAUGACCGUUAUCCGUUGGCUACGAUUGCCGAGGCGGCCUGGGGCCUUCUUCUCUGCCGUUAUACCGGACGUGAGGAUGUGACCUUUGGAUGCGUUCGUGCAGGGCGUACUGCGCCGGUGGAAAAUAUAGAUUCAAUCGUGGGACCAACAAUCGUGACCAUCCCCAGGCGGGUUUUCGCACCCUGCGGCCAACACGUCCGCAGUUAUCUUGAAACUAUUGAGGCUGCUAUGAUCGACGCAUUACCGUGGGAGCAGUUCGGGCCCCAGAAUAUACGCAAGCUUAGUUCUGAUGCACACAAUGCCUGUCAAUUCAGCUCGUUGCUUGUCGUCCAAUUAUUACCUCCCGAGCUUGAAAUGCUUACAAGCAAAAUACUCACUCCACAAACAAUUGGGGAUAGUAUAUUCAAAGACGAUUGCCUGAAUAUAGAGUGCCAGCCGCGAGGGAACCAGUUGAUAAUCUCAAUCAUGUACGACGACCGUGCCAUUACCAGAGAAGAAGUUGGCUGGAUCUCCUACAACUUCUCCCGUCUGCUUUCCGAGCUAGUUUUGAAACCGCGCCACAUUCUUCGAGAGCUGGACAUUAUUGGCCCACGAGGAACGAAACAGGUACAGAUGUGGAACAGUUCUGCCCUUAUGCCGAGUCCAACCCGUGUUGACGAAAUAUUUACCUUGCGAGCUCGCGAGUGGCCAUCGUUGAACGCAGUCCACGCCAGUGAUGCUCUACUUACAUACAUCGAGUUGGAUAACUUGUCUUCAAAACUUGCAUUUAAACUUGGAACGCUUGGAAUCGAAAGGGGCAAUACCAUUGCCCUUCUCAUGCCGAAGAGUGCGGUGGCAAUCGUCUCCAUGCUUGCCAUCCUCAAGGCUGGCGCUGCUUACGUGCCACUAGCACCAGACUCGGUAAAAUGCCAGCUAGAAUUGCUCAGAGGCAAGCUAGAUAUAGAGCUGAUUCUCUGUACACCUGACCAAGCAUCGAAACUUUUGAAUCACCCCGUCAAGGCGGUAUGCUGCACUAUCGAGAAUCUCACGCUAGAAGAUAACUCCACGUUCCCGUGA